Molecule: messenger RNA, 1390 nt
Organism: Phragmites australis (common reed)
Lineage: Eukaryota; Viridiplantae; Streptophyta; Magnoliopsida; Poales; Poaceae
Product: WAT1-related protein At3g45870-like
Exons: 7
Coding region: 33-1223 (396 amino acids)
Cellular component (GO): plasma membrane
Molecular function (GO): transmembrane transporter activity
Source: RefSeq, a predicted model, not a curated record
CCGGAGGCGAGGGGAGAUCGGCAUUGGCGGCGAUGGCGAUGCCUACCGGGGAGCGGGACGGUGACGGUAGGCGGGCGCACGCGGCAAUGGUGGGAGCGCAGCUCAUCAACGCAGGGUACCACGUCAUCGCGAAGCUGGCGCUCAACGUCGGCGUCAACCGCGUCGUCUUCUGCGUCUUCCGCGACUUGCUCGCCCUCUCCGUCCUCGCCCCCCUCGCUUUCUUCCAACACCGUGGCUCGCCCGCCAAGGCGCUGCCACCUCUCACCUGGCGCCUCCUCGGCUCCUUCUUCAUCCUCGGGCUCACAGGCAUCUUUGCCAACCAGCUGCUGUUCUUGCUCGGCCUCAGCUACACCAACCCCACCUACGCCGCCGCCAUUCAGCCGUCCAUUCCUGUCUUCACCUUCAUCUUAGCCGUCAUCAUGGCGACUGAAACGGUGAGCUUGGUCUCAAAUGAGGGCCGGGCCAAGAUUGGUGGCACCAUCGUCUGUGUGCUCGGUGCUGUCCUCAUGGUGCUGUACAGAGGGCCGGCGGUGUUUGGUAGCGGCGAGCUCGAGCUUGAUAGUCACGGUGCCAUGCCCGCCAUGUCACAGCCUGAGGCAGCCGGGUCGUUUGGGCUGCAAAAGUGGAACAUUGGAGUGCUGUGCUUGAUAGGGAACUGUCUUUGUAUGGCUACUUAUUUCGCAUUGCAGGCUCCGAUUUUGGUGAAGUAUCCGUCGAGCUUGUCACUGACAGCAUACUCAUACUUAUUUGGAGCUAUUCUGAUGGUCAUUUCUGGAGUUUUUGCAACAAAUGAUAAAGACGACUGGACUCUGACUCAAUCAGAGUUUGCUGCUGUUGUAUAUGCUGGUGUUAUUUCGUCUGCUCUUAAUAACUGUUUAUUAACAUGGUCCAACAAACUUCUUGGCCCUGCUAUGGUGGCACUGUAUAUCCCUCUUCAGCCAGUGCUCUCUGCUAUACUGUCGAUGCUUUUUCUGGGAAGCCCAAUUUACCUUGGAAGUAUUAUUGGCGGGCUCCUAAUCAUCUCUGGUUUGUACCUUGUCACCUGGGCCCGACAUAAAGAAAAGCUGACCGGCAUUGGAGCAUCUUAUGUAACAUGUGCAUUGGAAACCCGUGACAGUGAUUCUCAAGUCGUAAAGAGUGGAAACUUGGCCUCCGAGUCCUUCAUAUCUCUUUCUAGGAUGUGGAAUGUACAUCUUGAGAAGUUGGUGGUUUUGUGGUCUUAGUCUGAGCUAUCCAGCAUCUUCUUCCUUUAGGAUUUCACGACCAACAAUGGACCCCCGCCAGAUUGGCUCUCCGACCAUAACACGCGACAACGCUAGAUCGCCACUACGGGACCUGGCGGCCAGGAAAUUAAAAACAAUCAGAUGGCCAAGAGCUCUUGAACAGUAUG